Molecule: messenger RNA, 1513 nt
Organism: Phalacrocorax carbo (great cormorant)
Lineage: Eukaryota; Metazoa; Chordata; Aves; Suliformes; Phalacrocoracidae
Source: RefSeq, a predicted model, not a curated record
GGCGGGAAGAGGUGCGCCGGGGCGGCGGGUGGGUGGGUGGAGGCGGCAGGCGCGGCGUUCGACCCUGUUUCCCCCCAUGGAGUUCAAGCUGGAGGCGCACCGCAUCGUCAGCAUCUCGCUGGGCAAGAUCUACAGCGCGCGGGGUCAGCGCGGCGGCCUCAAGCUCCACAAGAACCUUUUGGUAUCGUUAGUGCUGCGCAGCGCCCGGCAGGUUUACCUCAGCGAACCGGGCUGCCCUCCCGAGCCGCCCCCCGCCUCCUGCGGGCCUAGCGAAGAGGAUCCGCCGCCCUGCGGCAACGCCUGGGCGGCCGGCGAGCCGCCGCCGCCGCCCCCGCAGGACGAGGCGGCUAGGGGCGGCCCACAGAUGCCCGGCGCGGACUGCGAGGGUUCCCGGUCGCGGCGCUGUUGCUGCGGAUGUUGCUGCUGCUGCGCGGCGGCGGGCGGCGAGGCGGCCUGUGCCACCGCAGGAACCGCGACCCCCCCGCCGCCCCACUGCCCCCGCAAGCGGAGCGCCGGCGAGCGGGGCCACGCCGGCUCCCCGGUGAAGAAGCCCCGCCGCGAGGUGGAGGAGGAGCCGCCGCCACCACCGGGUGAGCAGGAGGACAUGGAGACAGGCAACGUGGCCAGCCUCAUCAGCAUCUUCGGCUCCAGCUUCUCGGGACUGCUCAGCAAAGAGCCCAAGGGCCGGCGGCGGGCGCCCCUUGAGGGCGGCGAGGCUGAGGCGACGCCCGCCGAGGCGGCGGCAGAGCCGGGACAGAUCUGCUGCGACGAGCCGGUGCUGCGGACCCUUAACCCCUGGAGCACGGCCAUCGUGGCCUUCUGAGGCACCGGCCGCAGAGACUUUCCCUCCGCCGCCGGGAGGGGGAGGGGGGGCCCGGCGCAUGGACGGGCAGCCGGACCGAGAGGUGACACCCCCACUUCCUCCCGCCCUUCCUCCUCCGCCUCCCGCAGCACCGGCCCGGCGGAGGAGGGCCCCCGCCGCAACGGACUGGGCGGGCAGCGCCGCGUGGCUCCGGCGCCGGUGAGUCCCGGCGCCCUGCCCCGCCGCACGGGAAGGACGGCGGGGCGGCAGCACUUCCCCCGGGUCCCCGCCGCCGGCACCCGCCCUGCCCCGGGCGCGCCCCGGCCCGCCCGGAAUUCCCCUUCUCGGCCGGGUCGGCCCCCGGGGGAGGCUCCCCGGCUGCCGCCGACACGGGAGGUACUCCCAGAGGGUAAUAUUUUAAGGUUGGAAAGUAUUAAGUUUAUUAAAUAAAGUCUCUAUUUUGGAAAGGUUUAGGUCAGAACUAUUACAUGGUGCUUUUUAAAAGUGUUUAUUGAGAGAAAUGAAGUUUACAGACGGUCUGAUGGCAAGUCCGUGAGCCUGUUCCUUAGGCUUGGUAACUCCCGGUCUUUGUUGUAUAAAGGCUGGGCGCUCCCGUAGGGAUUUUUGUACAGCGUUCUUCAGUGAUGUUACCUUGUUUUGUAUAAAAUGUAAUUCUACGUGUACAACACGUAUUAAAUAUUUUCAACUGCA